Messenger RNA from Opisthorchis viverrini, 438 nucleotides. RefSeq lists its product as hypothetical. The record is from RefSeq and is a predicted model, not a curated record. The transcript has a single exon. NCBI's taxonomy places the organism in Eukaryota, Metazoa, Platyhelminthes, Trematoda, Opisthorchiida, Opisthorchiidae. Bases 1 to 438 code for a protein of 145 amino acids.
AUGUGGACAAGCCAAAGUGCGAAGUACGCUUUAGAUAAACUGUGGAAUGAAAAACGCUUAAUCUGGAUCGAAAUUGAGUGCAUAGUACAGCCCUCCCAACAGCAGUGGCUAGAGUGUGAUUCAGAGACAAACCAGUCGAACUUUGGGCGUGUUGUUCGCCGGCGCAAAACAAUAGUCCAUCAAUCGCCUGUACGUGUUAUGCUUGUCUUGGCCAAGUCAACACGAAUGAUCAAACAACGCGUUCCUGUACGGACUGAUUCGUUUCGAAAGAGAACUGCUUCUGCUGCAGAACCGAAUUCUGGACCAACAAUAACACGUCACAGUCAACACUACAUCGCUGUCCUGUACCGCCAAGAUAUUCUAAGAUACAGCUGUCGAUUGUUGCCUGAAACCUUGGACCUGCGAAUACAUUAUAUGUUCGAAUAUCCGCUCAGAUAA